Messenger RNA from Condylostylus longicornis, 924 nucleotides. RefSeq lists its product as uncharacterized. NCBI's taxonomy places the organism in Eukaryota, Metazoa, Arthropoda, Insecta, Diptera, Dolichopodidae. Bases 1 to 924 code for a protein of 307 amino acids. The transcript is spliced from 2 exons. The record is from RefSeq and is a predicted model, not a curated record.
AUGGCAGAUUUACAGGAAGACUCUUGUUCAUCUGGAAGCACUACGUAUAAACAGGUGCAAGCUUGGACGGAUUCAGAGAUCGUGUUGCCUUGGUUACGGGCUCACCCGAGCAAAUGGACCACGUUUGUAGCAAAUCGGACCGCUGAGAUACAUCACACAUUAGGCAAAAACAUAUGGCGUCACGUGCCCUCAAAGGAAAACCCAGCAGAUUGUGCUUCACGGGGAAUGCAUGCACCAGAUCUUAUAAACUUCAAAAUGUGGUGGAACGGCCCAGAAUGGUUACAGAAAUCGGAGUCACACUGGCCAAUUAAAACACUACUCCAAGAUACGGAUAGCGAGAUACGAAAAUCGACUCUGUGUCACAACACGAUCAUAAAUGAUAAAGAAUGCAACGAGAUUCACGAAUUGGAAACACGAUAUUCAUCAUUUACGAAACUCAUCAAUGUAACGAGUUACAUCAAAAGAUUCAUCGCCAAAGUAACCAAGAGAAAUCUAAAUUGCAAUACAUUCAUAUCGGUGUCAGAAUUUAACGCUAGCGUGGAGAUGUGGAUACAAAUAGUGCAACAUAAACAUUUUUUACAAGAAGUGACACAAUUGCGGAAAAAGAAACUUAUUCAUACAAACAGUCGUUUAACGAGGCUUAAUCCUUUUCUGGAUCAAAAUGGAAUAUUGAGAAUGGUUAGCAGAUUGCGACACGCAGAUUUGAAUUACAAUGAGAAAUUUCCGAUUAUAUUGCCCGAUAGAAGCCAUUUUGUACGACUACUUUUAGAAAAAAUUCAUCGCGAAACUUUGCAUGGUAGUGCUCAACUUAUGCUCAACGUAAUAAAUAGAAAGUUUUGGAUAAUUGGUGCACGGAAUCAAAUUCGACAGCAAAUACAUAAAUGCAUCACGUGCUAUCGACAGCGGGCUGCAGUUCAAAAAUAG